This is a messenger RNA of Lodderomyces orthopsilosis Co 90-125, 1029 nucleotides long. It is a transcript of the gene MUM2, whose product is annotated as Mum2p. The transcript has a single exon. The coding region runs from base 1 to 1029 and encodes 342 amino acids. Lineage: Eukaryota; Fungi; Ascomycota; Pichiomycetes; Serinales; Debaryomycetaceae. The record is from RefSeq and is a predicted model, not a curated record.
AUGAGUUUCCCCAUGGAGUCAAAUCUGACACAUCAGAGUAACCCACCCCAAUCUUGCGAUAACACAAUAGAUUCAAAUCAAACCGUCAACACUAGCUAUAUGAGUAGCACCGAUUACCAGGGUAUUAAUUGGCAACAGGGACAUCACCAACAGCAACAGUUACACGGUGGUCCCUCAGCACAACUUCAACAUCUGUCUCAAAACGCCAUGCAAAACUAUCCCUACCAGUCAGAUUACACACCAAUGAAGAUUUGGAAUCAAUCCACUUAUUCUCAUUUGAAUUGGCAAAACAAACCAAACCCAUUCCAACCAUUAGCAAAGGAGCCACAAGAGGGUGGUGGUGAUGGAGACAUCUACUUUGACUACAAGACAAGUGACAAAAGACCAACUACUCAGUACAAUAAUAAAUAUAUGAAAAACAGUUUGCUAAAUGCCCCUAGUUAUGUUCCAUAUGGAACCAGAUAUCCUAUGACUCCGAACUCAACUAUAAACAAAGUUGUAGAUGAUGACACUGGUAUGGACUUGAAAGAAGAGGUGCAAAAGUUGAAGAAUGAGUUGAUUUUGAAAAAUCAAAUGAUUAAAAACUUGACCGAUCAGAUUAGUAUCAUGAUUAAAAACAAGAAUAGUAAAGCAUACUACGAAGUUAAAGAAGAUGCGGGUGAUUCACGUUCGCCCGUAUUCAGGUUACCCCAAAAUCACUAUCAAUUAUUCCAGGAUUUAUCAAAAACGUUGCAAGAAAAAUGUCAAGAAUUAGACGAUGCCAAUCAAAGAAUGGAAAUUAUUCUUGUUGCAAAUCAUAUUAGUAAUAACACUGGGAUUGGAUACGACGUGGAAGAAUUGAGCCAUAAAUUGCUUUACAAAAUGAAUCAGUUGCAAGCAGAGAAUGAUGAGUUAGUGAAAAUGGUUAGUUCAAGUAAUAAAUCGAGUUUAUUAGUUGAGAUUGGGAUGUUGAAACAACAGAUCAUACAAUUGACAAAGAAGGAUGAUGUUCAGAAAGAUGGUAAGCAAGAGCACAACGAUAGUAAGUAG